AUGUUGUUCGAAGCAAGAGAACAACAACAAACAGUCAAGGAUCGAUUGAAAUGGAAGAAGCGGGUGUCAAUGUUUGAUGAGGCGAAAGAAACAACAUCCAGAAAAGAUAUCGUUUCCAUAAUGAUUCUGAUAUCAGUUACCGUUACCAUCCUGUUGACUGUCCUUCUGCUAUUUGGAAAAUUUCAUGUUUUACUUUUUCUGAUUACAAUAUUCAUUGGUUAUAAAUUGAAUGGUUAUUACAUAUCAUCAUUGAACAAUUCGCAAAAAUUAUUAUCGUUUUGGCCAAGUUUGAUCAUGUCUCUCAGUACUAAACAGAGUGCUAAAGACGAAUUAGAACUCAAACAAAGUUCAGAAUGUCAAUAUCUUCAAAAAAAUCCAUGGAUAUCAUUAAAUAUAUCAAAACGUAUCGAUAGUGCCAUUGAAGAGUUUUGUUGUUUAAUUCUUCGGGAUCAUGUUUAUCCUUGGUAUUUAACAAUUACACACGAUGAUACACUAGUUUUAGAAGCAAAAUAUGUUUUUCGUUAUUUGUUAGCAACAGUUAUACGACGAUUUAAAAAUAUUGAUAUUCAGAGUUUUGUAUUACGUCGUUUAUUUCCUCUAUUAUUAAAAACCUAUGAACGUUAUAUUAGUGUUCGUAAACAACAAAUGAAUAUCAAUAAUGAUCAAGAACCACUAUCCUCAUCUUUAUUACUUCAAAAAGUAUUUGGUAUUGAUUUACAUCCAUCAAUGUAUAAUCGAAAAAUGGAAUUAAAUUAUCUUAAAAAAUUAUUUCUCGAUUUAAUGCCUAUUAUAACACCAAAAUAUAUUUAUGAAUGUAAAGGAGCAAGACAUUUUUUACGAGAAUUAGUUGUUUGUCAAAUAUUAAUUGAUGGUGUUGAUAUGUUUUGUGAUCCAAAAUUGAUCAAUCGUUUGUUUUAUUUAUAUUUUGAAACAAAAAGACGAACAUCUUUAACAGUUCGUGAUUAUAAUUCAGAAAAUAAUCAAUUUUUAUCUAAUAAUGAUGGAGAAAAAGAACAAGAAAAUUAUGUUGAAUUAUUAGCUCAUUUUUGUUCAAUGAAUGGUCCUAUUCAUAAAAAUCAAUUAUCAUUAGAAUUAACAGAUGUUUUAUAUGAGAAAGAAUUAAUGAGUCAAUUUAGCCGUGUAUUAGAUCGUCAUUCAUCAAUUGGAUUAUUAAGUGUUUAUUUAACAUUGACUGAUGUACUCAAUGAUAUUCCAUUAGCUUCUGAUAUAUUAGUGAGAAAAAAAAUAUUUAGACGUUUAAAACAUAUCACCGAUAUAUAUUUGAAUCCAGAUAAUGGUGAUUCGUAUAUAUUUAUACCAAAAAUAAAUAAUAGUGAUACUGAAUCAGAAAAUAUCAAUGAAAAAUUAAUUAAAGAUAUUAAACAGUUAAUUUACAACGAUACAUUAGAUAGUACGAAUACAAUGAUGGAUAUUAAUGACGAUAAUGAUAAAGGCAAUUUGAUAGAUGAUGAGAAGAAAAUGUUAGGGUCAUCACAAACACAAUUGUCUCCGUUUGAUAUUCAAUACACUUUUACAUUGUUAUCACGUUUUCACUGUAAAAUUUAUGAAUUAUUAGAAGAAAAAUAUCAACGAUGUUUUCUUAAAAGUGAUGAACAUUUCUUAUAUAUUUGUGGAAAACGAAUGGAUUCAUCUGAUUAUACAAAUACAGAUUUUGAUCAAAAACAAGAUGGUCCAAAAAGUCGAAAAGGUAGUAUAGCAAGACGAUAUACAACAACAUCGUAUGCAGAUAUGGAAGAAAAAGAUGAAUUUCAUUUAAAAUGUCCGGAGGAUACAACCAGCAUAGGAAGUAACAGUUCAUCUGAUGAAAAUAUAUUUCGUGAUUUGAGUUUAUGGCGAGUAAUUAUUCCUCGCGCAGAAGAAUGUCGAGAUAAUAAUACAUCAACAAAAUAUUGCAUAUUAAUUAUAGAAAUACAACGUUUAGAUACAAAUAAUGGCGAUAUCACCAUGACAAACGACGAUGAAAGUUCCCAUUGGAGUGUAACAAGACGUUAUCAAGAUUUUUAUUUAUUAGAAUCAAAAUUAAUUGAAUUUCAUGGAAUAUUUGACGAUGCUCGACUUCCUCCAAAACGUUCAUUUGUGACAAAAAAUAUGGAAUUUCUCGAAUCAGUUAAACAAGAUUUUGAACGAUUUUUAAGACAUUUAUUGACAAAACCAACAUUACGUAAUAGUGAAUUACUACAUACGUUUUUAACACAACCUGGUGAAUUUAAUCCUCCAAGUAGUGAAUUAAUCCUAUCUAAAGUGUUCAAAGUUGUUCCAAGAAAAUUACGAAUUGAGAAAGGUCAAUAUUUGGAUCCGUUUUUAAUUUCAUUACUAAAUUAUGUUGAACCAUCAAAACCAAAAUCGUCAGAAUUAGCACCAACGUUUUCGGAUUUGAUCGAAGAAAAGCUUAAAAAUCCUCUCUAUAACAAUAACGUUAAUAUUACUAAUCCAUGUGAAUUAUUACCAACUGACAAUUUAUCUGCUGCACAAAAAAAUCCAUUGCAAGAUGAUUUAGAUAGUGCUUAUGAAAAUUUAACUUUUAUUGUAGCCGAACUAUUUUCUGCAUCUCCAAAUUUAAUAGAUUUAUUAGAAAUUUUACGUUUACCCUUGAAAAAUACGUUUGAUACAUUUUUUACAAAUUAUAUCGAUCAAAAAGUCGACGAUUUACUAGCCGAUGAAGAAAAUAUUAUCGAUGUUAUUCACGCAUUGAGAGAUGCGUUAUUUCCCAAUGAGAAAACAGAUUUAAAUUCAACAAAUAUAAUUACUUUUGAUGAUGUUGUGACAGCUGCUGCUGAUUACCUUCCCAAUUAUUUAAAAUUUCUUAUUGGAAAAAAGAAUAUUCAACAUGGUAUUCAAUUAAUAUUUCAAUAUUUUCAAGAUCCAUUAUUAAAUAAACAACUUUUUUACAUGAUCUUGGAUGAAAUACUUUUAGAAUUAUUUCCUGAAUUACAAACACAGAUACAUAAACGAAUUUAA
This is a messenger RNA of Didymodactylos carnosus, 2979 nucleotides long. Lineage: Eukaryota; Metazoa; Rotifera; Eurotatoria; Philodinida; Philodinidae. The record is from the annotation of a GenBank genome assembly.